AUCGCGCAGCGUCUGUUGGCUCAGAGUUAAACUACAGUUGGGGCCGAUAAGAAUGUCUUCGAAUGAGGCCUACCACAAAAACACGGAUCCGGGUGCGGGCGCUGGUAGUGGCGAUGGUCCGGGCGGAUCCUCCAGUGGAUCAGCUGGAGGCAGUCAGCGCAACAACCAGCUGCACCACCAGCAGAUACUCAACGAGACGACCUAUCUGAAACCCGCCGCCAAGCAGGCCUACUUCAGUGAUGAGAAGGUCCUGAUACCCGACGAUGAUCGCACAAAUGUGGGUUUCAGCUUUCGCAAGCUGUGGGCCUUCACGGGACCCGGUUUUCUCAUGUCCAUCGCGUAUCUGGAUCCCGGCAACAUAGAAUCCGAUCUUCAGUCAGGCGCCGCGGCCAAGUACAAGAUCUUGUGGGUUUUGCUCUGGGCCACAGUCUUGGGUCUCCUCAUGCAACGCUUGGCCGCAAGGCUGGGCGUGGUCACGGGCCUGCAUCUCGCCGAGAUGUGCUACAGACAGUACAAGAGGCUGCCGCGAUGGAUCCUGUGGAUCAUGAUUGAGAUAGCCAUCAUUGGCUCCGAUAUGCAGGAGGUCAUUGGCACAGCCAUUGCCAUUUACCUGUUGUCCAACAAAGUAGUGCCUUUGUGGGGCGGCGUGUUGAUUACCAUUGUCGACACGUUCACGUUCCUGUUUCUGGACAAAUACGGUCUACGCAAGCUGGAGUUCCUAUUCGGUUCCCUCAUCACCAUCAUGGCUGUUUCAUUCGGCUAUGAGUAUAUUGUGUCAGCCCCCAACCAAGGAGAAGUUCUCGAGGGAAUGUUCGUGCCCUGGUGCUCCGACUGCAAUUCAAAUGUAUUGCUGCAGGCGGUGGGCGUUGUCGGUGCCGUCAUUAUGCCCCAUAAUCUCUAUCUGCAUUCGGCCUUGGUUAAGUCCCGCGACAUUGAUCGACGUCAGCCAAAGAAAGUAAGCGAGGCGAAUUUUUACUUCUUCAUAGAGGCCUCGGUAGCCCUGUUCGUGUCCUUCAUUAUCAAUCUGUUUGUGGUGGCGGUGUUUGCCCAUGGCAUGUAUGGCAAAACGAACAAGGAUGUGAUUGACGUGUGCGUCAACAAAUCGAUGUACGAGGAUGCUGUGACCUCGUUUGUGGACAACCAAAAUGGCACGGCCAUCAUUGAUGCGGAUCUGUACAAGGGCGGCCUCUUCUUGGGCUGCACCUUCGGCGCCGUGGCCAUGUACAUUUGGGGCGUCGGCAUUUUGGCCGCUGGUCAGAGCUCUACCAUGACGGGCACCUAUGCGGGCCAGUUCUCCAUGGAGGGAUUCCUCAAUCUACAGUGGCCGCGCUGGUGUCGUGUGCUGGUCACGCGAUGCAUUGCCAUCAUUCCCACGUUCUGCCUAGCGAUGUUCAGCAAGAUGGAGGACUUGACCAACAUGAAUGACAUCCUGAAUGCUGUGAUGUCGCUUCAGCUGCCGUUUGCCGCCAUUCCCACUAUUGCCUUUACCUCGUGUGCCGCCAUUAUGGGCGAGUUUGUCAAUGGAUUGGGCAACAAAAUCGUUUCCAUACUGUUAACCAUUGUGGUGAUUGGCGUCAAUUUGUACUUUGUGGUCGUGCAGGUGGAGGCCAUGAAUAUAGAAGGCGGCUUGCUGGCUCUAGUCUGUAUAUUUGCCAUCUUGUACAUACUCUUUAACCUAUACCUUGUGAUACACAUGGCCGCCUGUAUGGGCAAUCAGCGUCUGAUGAACAGUCGGUGGGUGCAGCGCUUCGUGUUGCCAAGCCAGAACAGCUUUUCGAUAAAGAACGCUAACUCGACGUAUGCCAGGAUUGCCACCAGUGGCGACCAUGAGGCGGACGUGAUGGAAGGCGAGGAUGCGUAGCCAUUACUGUGCUGCACUGAUUCCGAUGGCAGUGAGGAGGUUUGUUUCACCAACAGCAACAACAAUGAGCUCGGCUGCCCCAGCAGCAAUCUGGUGGAGGCGGAUGGGGGGCAGCACGUGGUUCUCAGCUAGCGGUGGCAUUCGGAUUGGCUACGUGGAUGCCGCCGCCGAAACAAAUCACUCGACAACGGACACGAUGUGGCAAGGCUUCCUGGGGCAGAUAGAGUUCAACCCAUUUGGCGACUUGGCCGGCAGGGGAGGCGGGAUUGGCGUUCGUUGUUGCUUCGGGUAUACUUUCUUUUAAGGGGUUCCUCCAAGAGGACCCGGGAUCAGUGUAAAACGUUAUCAAAAUUCUAAUUUUAAUGCAUACCAAAAACGGGAAACAACACUUACAACUUACAGCAUCGAGUGCAGAGAGACAGAGAGGUCCAUGAGCUGAGUCGAAAUUUGCAAUUUUGAAUGCACUUUUAACUAAAGCAAGUACAUAAUUAUAAAGUCUAUUAACAAUAAGGCUGUGAAAUUAACUGAGCGUAAAUCGAACCACAUCAAUUGUCGUCUAAUCGUAUGUAAAUCUGUCUGCAUCAUUCGGCGUCUCAUUAUUGAGCCUACGAAUGAUUGAUUAUUUAUGAAGUACCGAGUGUUUUUUAAAUUUUAAUCUUUUAAUUAAUCGUAUUUAUUUUGUAGUGUCUUACUUAAGAGCUCCCUCAUUAAAGUCGCACUUUUUACCGAAAACGAA
Messenger RNA from Drosophila serrata, 2597 nucleotides. RefSeq names its product solute carrier family member malvolio (gene Mvl). The record is from RefSeq and is a predicted model, not a curated record. Gene Ontology annotation, molecular function: manganese ion transmembrane transporter activity; cadmium ion transmembrane transporter activity; iron ion transmembrane transporter activity. Gene Ontology annotation, cellular component: plasma membrane; endosome membrane. Lineage: Eukaryota; Metazoa; Arthropoda; Insecta; Diptera; Drosophilidae. Gene Ontology annotation, biological process: manganese ion transport; iron ion transmembrane transport.